AUGGCUAAAGAAGAAGAUGAAUUAGCUCGUGUUAUGGAAUUGUCGUUGAAAGAAUACAACGAGCGAAACACUUCUCUUGCCACACAUUCGCUUAUGGGCUCGCCAAGGAAAGGUGAUGAGCAAUCUGAUGCUGAUGAUGAUCCUGACUUGGCUGCAGCUAUAGCAGCCAGUCUUCGUGAACAAGAUGCCCGCCAGCCGAAAGAAAAGGCAGUGUUAGGGACGUCAUCGGCGUCGCGACAAGGCUACCAAAGAACUGAACUUGAGCCUUCAUUGUCAAAAACAUUGCAAACUGAACGUCCUCUGGACGUGCAUACGAAUGAUUUAGAUAAUAUACUCACAUUUCAUGAUACCAUCUUGCGCCAUGAUGCUCCAUGGGCCAAGAAUAUUGCGACUGAUGGCAUACCUCAACCUGUACAGAACAUUCACGACAAAGCUGCAGUGUCUCGAGCUAAAUUGGCGCGAAAGUUAGACCUAGGUCAUCGACGACUUCGUGAGCUUUCCAGCUUACAAGAAAAGCUUUCAGAAGUCGUGAAAAUGUACGAUCGAUUACUUGAUUCACGCCUUGGCGAAAGAGACUCUUUACAUGGGACUGAAAAUCGUCCGGACGGCGCGAAUUUCACCUACAGAGAUCCCUUUGGAACAUCUUUUCCACUUACUAAUAACCCUGACCCAUCCGCCCCGCCUGCUCCGCUAUCACCCUCUUUCGUUUCCUCAGCCCCUCUUAUCUCAGACUCGAGAACAAGCACUUCGACGAAACAGCAAACAUCCUCCGAUUCGAUGCACGGCGAAUUUCUCAUAAAGGCUUGUGAGAAGAAUCCUCAGCAUCUUGACGAAUCUAAUGUGCAAGAAGCCAUGCUUAUAGAACUGUAA
Molecule: messenger RNA, 870 nt
Organism: Malassezia globosa CBS 7966
Lineage: Eukaryota; Fungi; Basidiomycota; Malasseziomycetes; Malasseziales; Malasseziaceae
Exons: 1
Coding region: 1-870 (289 amino acids)
Source: RefSeq, a predicted model, not a curated record